UCAAAUUUAUGAAAAAUUUGAAGAUGCUAUACAUGCACUUGGCCUUUUAGAUGAAGAAAAUAAUGAAUUUGAUAAGAGGCUAACACAAGAUUUAUUUGAUAAUAAUUAUCAAUCAUUAAUUGAAGAUUAUUGUAGAGCUAUAAAAAAAGAUCUUACAGAUUUAACUUCUGAACAAGUUAAAUUAUUUAAAACAAAGGCUUUAAUAGAUAUUGAAAAAUAUCUAAUUCAUUUUAGAAAAAACUUGGUUGAUUUUAAUUUCGAUAAACUUGAUUAUACUUUAGCAGAUUUAACUCCUGAAGAAAUUAAUAUACAAUAUCAACUUUUAAUGACGAAAAUUAUUUAA
Molecule: messenger RNA, 343 nt
Organism: Dentiscutata erythropus
Lineage: Eukaryota; Fungi; Glomeromycota; Glomeromycetes; Diversisporales; Gigasporaceae
Source: the annotation of a GenBank genome assembly